This is a messenger RNA of Clonostachys solani, 1503 nucleotides long. The record is from the annotation of a GenBank genome assembly. Lineage: Eukaryota; Fungi; Ascomycota; Sordariomycetes; Hypocreales; Bionectriaceae.
AUGGCAAAACGCAAGAGACAGAACCCCCCCAAGGCUGAGGCCCCCUCGGAGGCCACGGCGACAAUUAAGAAGCAGAAACCUGAGACUACAGCACCUACAAAGACUGCCGAACCGACGGCCUCUUCAGCACCCUCAGCAACGGAAACCCUCCAAAUAGUAGUGGGAUCGUACGACCGAGUCCUGCACGGCCUGACGGCGACCGUCGGGGCAAAGAACACGGAAAAGAAGAAGAAGAAGAAACAGGAGUUCGUCGCCGACUUCGCCGACACGUUCCUGCUCACAGCGCACACCUCGCCGAUCCGCUGCGUGGCCGUGUCGCCCCCCUCAGCCCCCGCGGCCGGUCAGAUGCAGAAGGUGUUCCUGGCAUCGGGGAGCGCGGACGAGAAGAUCAACCUCUACGAGCUGUCGGCGCACCCGCCCAAGAAGGAGGGCGAGGACCUGCUGGCCACGAUCGCGCCCCGGCCCAUCCUGGAGAACCCGCGGAACCGGGAGCUGGGCGCCCUGCUGCACCACACGUCCACGGUCACGGCGCUGCGGUUCCCCACGAGGUCGAAGCUGCUCUCGUCGAGCGACGACUCGACGAUUGCGGUGACGCGCACGAGGGACUGGUCGCUGCUGAGCUCGAUCAAGGCGCCCAAGCCGAACGUGUUUGGCCGGCCGAGCGGUGACACUGCCGUCUUUGGGGGUGCGCCGUCUGGUGUGAACGACUUUGCUAUCCACCCCAGCAUGAAGCUGAUGAUCAGUGUCAGUAAGGCAGAGCGCAGCAUGAGGCUCUGGAAUCUCAUGACGGGGAAGAAGGCUGGCGUGCUCAACUUUGAGCGCAACCUGCUACAAGAGGUCGGAGAGGGCAGGCAUUCGACCGGGGAGGGAUUGAAGGUCACGUGGGGGAGCGUGGACGGUGCGGACGAGUUCGCGGUUGGGUUCAGCCGCGACAUCGUCGUGUUUGGGAUGGACAGCACGCCCAAGUGCAGGGUGAUGCCGGACUCGAAGACCAAGAUCCACAAGUUCGAGUACCUGACUCUGGAUGACGAGGAGGAGACGGCCGUGAUUGCAGUCGCGACAGAGGAUGGCCGGAUCGCCUUCUUCUCCACUGCCGCUGCACACAUUACCAAACCAACGGACGAGAAGGCCGAGCUAAGCGCCGCCCGUCUGAUUGGGCAGGUUGGAGGCAAGGACGACAAGGUGUCUGGGCGCAUCAAGGAGUUUUCCCUCGUGAGGAGCGAGACCGACGCGGAUCUCCUUUACAUCAUUGGCGGUAGCAGCGACGGGGUGGUCAGGCUAUGGACGGCGAGCCGCGCGGAGCUGAAGAAGGCGACCGAGAAGCCAGCGCUCUCGGCUCCAAUUGGCAAGCUGGUGGCGUCGUAUGAAACCCAAAACCGCAUUACCUGCAUGGCGGCCUACUUAAUGAUACCCUUGCCCGAAGGAGCUGAGGAGAGUGAGUACGAGGUGGAUGAUUCCGAGGACUCGGAGGCGGGUUCAGAGGAUGACGGAGAAAGUACAUAA